GCUUGUUUCAAGUUCCUACCCCGGGAUUUGAUGCAUCCUUGGCCAGCAACCAUCUUCCAUGAACCGGGAAAAAUGAGCAGUCAAUUGAAUUGUGCUUGAACAACACCUCGAUUAAGCUUAUGCAACUGUGGGGUUAUUGAGACUCACCAUCCAAUGUACUGGUUCUCCAUCUCUUCAUAAGAAUAGGGGGAAUCCCGGUCACUAUUUCAGGUUUUCCAUUCCCAGAGUCGAGGGAUUGCAGUUCCCUCAUCUCGAUUGUCUCUUAAAUCGCCCUCUUGCAGUACUGCUUUCAAAUUAGACAUGUUUACAUAUAAUCUCAAGCGUCCGAGAGAAAAAGAGGAGCACGACUCUGAUGGACUUACGGUUCAUGAAAAGAAGAAACAUCGCUCGUUACCACUACGUGCCUCUCCCUAUAUCAACAGCAAUCUAUCAUUCUUUAAAAAUAACGAGACUACACUACAAGUCGGGGUGUCGACUCUCACACCCACUGAAUCCUCGGAGGAUGAUAAUGAUCAUGGCCCGUUUGACGGAAAAUCUCGCAGCUGUUUGAAACAAGCAGAGUGCCAUCAGGCCCAGUCCACCCUUCAAUCCGCUCGACUUAGCACGGAAAUGGAUGUUGACAGUGGCAACAAUAUCAAUGUGGGCUUUCCUGACGAGAGAUGUAACGAACGCUCACAACAAUCACCGAUUCCUCCUAGAAUUAUCAAUCGCUCGCUCACCAUAAGCGAGCAACGGGCUAUGCGUAUGGCGCGGGAAGCUGUUCCCUCGGCGGUUGGCCAUGCAGACGAUAUGGAGAACUCACAUAGCGUAUACCUGGCACGUCGCCAGACUCUAGAUGACCUGUAUACCGACCGCAAUACAGCUUGGUGGCGUGACCAGCGUCUCCCUAGCCCCAUCAGUGAUGCUGAUGCUAUGAUCAUUAGUAGCAAAUAUUCUGUCAGUGAUGCUGAUAUGACAUACACUACAUCGCGUCCGGCGUCCCCUUCUUUGGGACAAACGAGUACUAUGUUUGCGAACAUGCGCGAAUUGGAUUCUUCACGAGUUUCCCUUGCAGCAGGUGUAAGUAGCCCGAACAAGGUGGCAUUCUCGAUGGGCUACCGGUCGGACUGUGAUAAAUGCCGGCGCAAGGUGCCUGGUCACUAUAGUCACAUCAUACGCUGUUGAUUAGCAUGAUACCCUCAACUUACGACGACUUGAAUGUUUUCUUAUUCUACGCGCUGCUUUAGCAGUCAUGGCCAUGGAGCACAGCAGGC
This is a messenger RNA of Aspergillus saccharolyticus JOP 1030-1, 1253 nucleotides long. RefSeq lists its product as uncharacterized. The coding region runs from base 301 to 1164 and encodes 287 amino acids. The record is from RefSeq and is a predicted model, not a curated record. The transcript is spliced from 2 exons. Lineage: Eukaryota; Fungi; Ascomycota; Eurotiomycetes; Eurotiales; Aspergillaceae.